AUGAAUGAACAUUGGAGUACAAAUUGUACUGGAAACGCUUAUUGUGAUAUCAGCUUCGAAGAUUAUAUGGAGCUUAAAAAUAAACCUGAAACUGAACUUACUAACUCUUUCUAUGAAAAAAAAGCAAUUCGUCGUUAUGAAUUAUGGAUGCAGAAUGCUGUUAAAAGAGUUAAACAUGCAAAAGAGGAUAGUACUGAUGCGGUUCCAAAAAGAAUGUCAGACUGCAACUAUUAUCGAAACUUGUGGUGGGAAAAGGGUGAAUUUAACGAAAAAGCAAAAUGGGAAGAAGUAACAUUACCUUAUGUGCUUGCUAAAGGGAUCGCUAUUGAUGAUUAUGAAGAACGUGUAGAAAAGUUCAAUAUUCACAGAUGUUGGGAGUGGUUAGACGGAGUAGUCUUAAUCUAUGAGUUGCCUUCUAUGCCACACGAAGUUUGCAUCAGUGCAAUUGUUAAGCAAAUAAAUAGACAAUGCGGUAAUGCUGAUGGAACUGAUGCCGAGAUUCAUGGUGCUGGUUCUACUAAAGCCGAUGCAUCGUUUCGUCCAAAAAAACCGUCUGUAACUGCACCAAAUGGGAGCAAUGGAGAUAAUCGUCCUUGGCCAAAUUUGGUCGUGGAACAACAGGAUCCUCUUGCACCUCCUAUCCAACCUCAAACUCUCUUAUCUGAUCCUAUUCCAUUGGACUUUUUUUUUGUUCAACGUGCUAUUAGAGAAAU
Cetraspora pellucida is the source of this 713-nucleotide messenger RNA. NCBI's taxonomy places the organism in Eukaryota, Fungi, Glomeromycota, Glomeromycetes, Diversisporales, Gigasporaceae. The record is from the annotation of a GenBank genome assembly.